AUGCUCAGCGUCCUCUCCAUCGCCAUCGCCGCGUCCGCCCGUCCCAGUCCCCAAACCUCGACCUCGUCCUGCACUGCGAACCAGCAGGAAGGAUGCUGCUCCAGCAUCGCCGCCAAACGGCACCGGCUUCGGCUGCAUCUUUUCAACUUUGAACCCCCUCGACCCAACGUGCACCUCUGGUCAGACGUUGGCGUGCUGUAA
This is a messenger RNA of Letharia columbiana, 201 nucleotides long. RefSeq lists its product as uncharacterized. The record is from RefSeq and is a predicted model, not a curated record. The transcript is spliced from 2 exons. The coding region runs from base 1 to 201 and encodes 66 amino acids. NCBI's taxonomy places the organism in Eukaryota, Fungi, Ascomycota, Lecanoromycetes, Lecanorales, Parmeliaceae.